GCCGUGGACAACGACCACUUGGACGUGGCCAAGUGGCUGCACGAGCACGCCCCGCACCAAAGCGCUGACAUUGCGAUGGACAAAGCGGCGGCCAAUGGACACUUGGACAUGGUCAAGUGGCUGCACACGAACGGGUUCAAGUGCUCGGUGGCCGCCAUGGACGCGGCCGCAGCCAAUGGCCACCUCGAGAUGGUGCGAUGGCUUCAUGAAAACUGCACGGCCGGCUGUACAGCGCACGCGAUGGAUCUCGCAGCAGGCCGUGGCCACUUGGACGUGCUCAAAUGGCUGCAUCGGAACCGGUCGGAAGGGUGCACC
Messenger RNA from Phytophthora sojae, 315 nucleotides. RefSeq lists its product as hypothetical. The transcript is spliced from 2 exons. The annotation marks the transcript as partial. The record is from RefSeq and is a predicted model, not a curated record. Lineage: Eukaryota; Oomycota; Peronosporomycetes; Peronosporales; Peronosporaceae. Gene Ontology annotation, molecular function: protein binding.